AUGCGGAAAACACUACAAAAGAGACACUCUUGGACGGACGAGGAGCUGAACAUCCUCUCAUACCUCCGAUACACUCGCCAUUGGCGCUUCAAGAAUAUCCAAACGUCCUACUUCCCAUCACUUUCUCCGAACGCACUCUUGGGAGCCUACUGGCGCCUGUCCACCGAAGACCGCAUACGCCGAGCAUCGAGGAUCACCACCUCAAUCAUCGCUCCUCGCAACACUGGAGAAAACCUCUCAGGUUCCCCCCAAGCUCAACCCACAUGUUCCAGUAUCGCAAAGGGGACAAGUUGCUAUCGCACUCUUGCUCGGUCGGAAAACAACAUUGAGACUUUGGCCUUCACCCCACCAAGCCCUUCGGGUGGAGGGGAUCCAUUCAUUUCCGACAACAGCAAUUCGAGUCGUUACAAACUCAGGCCAAACAGACCCUCAAUCUUCCCUCCAAGGAAGCCGGGAUAUCUUGUUGACCGACGCCGUUUCCCCCACUUCUUUAGAUCGUACAAGUACUCUCUCAAUCUACAAGGAGUCCCGGACAGCGACUAUACUCCUCCAUCUCGGAUGCCUACGCCAAGUUCAUCAGAUCGAAGCGUUUCCAUCGUCUCAAGUCUUCCCAGUGCCGCGUCAAGCCUUGAACUCUUUGGCUUGGAGCUCCGAGGAGCAUCCUUUGCCGACAUGACUGAAAUCACAAAGUUUGAGCAAUUCGGAAUCAAUACGUUCUAUAACGGAAUCCCAACAUUAGAUAAUGCCAGCGACUGGUUUCGGUGGAAUCAGAAGGUCAAUGAGUUCAUUCGGAUAUCUGCGGUUGCCGACGAUGGAGCGACUCCACCGAUAGAAGAGGAAGAAGCACGGCAAUGGAUUCACCGCCAAAAUUUCUAUUCUGCGAUGAUCACGGCAAAGCUGACACACAAUGCGGCGCAAAGAAUCAAUGCCUUUGAGAUUCCUCGAGUCCAAGUACUGCUUAAGGCAGUCAAGGAAAACUUCAAACCAGAAGGCUCAGGCACGUAUGUUAACCUCCAACGGCGAUACAUGGCCCUUACAAGAGACAAGUGUGGGAGCACUCAAGCCCUCGGAGCAGAGAUCAGGAAGAUCCAUGCUGAAAAACUCCUCCUUGACUCUGAUUGCUACGAGAGCUUCCGCGAUCAUAUCUUCCGGCAAAUGGACCUUGUCAAUGAAAGAGACGCAAAUGGGACCGUCACGAAAGCGGCGCCCACGUUUGACUAUAUCGAGAAUAAGGCAAUUGAGGAAGAGCAUAGGAAGGGGCAAUUGGGUAAACAAGCAAUGGAGACGCAAGCACUUCCUGCUCUUGCUCUAGUCCGUGGGCCAGGUGACAAGAAACUCAUCCCGUCGUCGGACGGAACUACUUGUCGAAUCGAGAUCGAUAACGUCCCAUAUUGCUCCUUCUGCCGAAAACCUUAUCACGUUGACUCCGAAUGUUUCACCAAGAAUCCGAAACAGAAACAGAAAGACGGAGAUGGACCGAAGCCAAAGCCAGGCAGGAUGCAUACGGGCACACGCAAACAGUUGAAGAAGCGGCCUUCGACGGAUGACGAGGAUGAUGAUGCCGGUGGUCCAAAGGAUCCAAAGAAACCAACUUUCAUGGCGACGAGAGUCUCCGAGAAAGAUGUCAACGAAGCAUUUGGAAACGAUAUCGAGGGCAAUUUCGCCCUGUCCGACCAUAUUCCCAUAAUGAUGGCGAUAAAAACCCUCUCUAUUCGCGACGCGUGGAUCGUGGAUAGUGGAUGCGCUCAGCACGUCUGCAAUAGUGCCUCGAGGUUUGUCCAAAUGGCCAAGUACCAUGGCCCCUCACUUACAGGCGUUGACGCCUCAACGGCUCCCUCAGGAGUGGGAACAGUGAAUAUCCUUUGCAAUGUACGCGGCAGAAAGAAAUGGCUUGUGCUUGAUAACGUCCUCUAUGUUCCAUCUGCACACGCCAAUCUCAUAUCGGUGCUCCAGCUUCUCAAACGAGGAGCAAAGGUCGAAUUCUCAAGCCGGAGUGCUAUCAUUCGCAACAAGUCAAACGAAAAGAAUCUAUAUACUGCCAACGAAUAUCAUGGAGUCUACGUACUCGAUCUGUGGACAAGUCUGACUUUUCCCUCUUACCAUGUUAGCCCGCAAAUGUCUCUGUGGCACAAUCGGCUUGCUCAUAUGAGUGAUGCAAAUCUUCGGCGACUCAAAAAGCAGGCUCACGGUGUUCGGGACAUGGAGCCACGUCAUCCAUGCAAUUCGUGUCUGCAGGGGCGAAUGAUCGAAAAACCCCACCGCAGAUCAGGAAAUAGCAGGAGAGGAGAACACGCAAUGGAGCUCCUCCAUAUUGACGUUGCAGGGCCAUUUGACGAGGGCCUUGACGGCAGUCGUUACUGGCUCACCAUCGUUGACGAUUUCACGGGCUGGAUCGAGAUUAUCCCUAUACCACGAAGACAAGAGUUCGUCAUAGAAUCACUACGGUUCUUCCUCGACCACAAUGAGCGCCCCGAACGAAAAUGCAGGCGAAUACGUCUCGACAGAAUAUCUGAACAUGUGGGAGACGAGAUGAAGUUCAUGUUGUUCUCGCGCGCAAUUCAAGCCGAGGUGACAGGAGUGGAUCAACACCAGCAGAACGGGGUCGCUGAAAGAGCCCACAAGACAAUUUAUGAUCGGGUUAGGCCUACCUUAGCACAUGCGAGGUUGCCGUCUACAUUCUGGCCGGAAAUUGCUCGAACCGCAGCGUUCCUCUCCAACCGGUCGCCGUCAUCGAAGCUCAACAUGACUCCGUACCAAGCGUGGUAUGGCGACAAGCCUGACCUAUCACGACUCAGAGUGAUCGGAUCCAAAGGGGAAUACUUGAUCCCGCCAAAGCAAAGAAAGAAGCUUACGGAUCCGCGAACAAGGCCAUGCAUUUUGCUAGGCUAUGAAGGAAAUACCAACUACCGUAUCCUCCUGGAAGACGGUAGAAUCGUUGGGACUCCAAACGCCGAAUUUCACGAAGUCCUUACAGCUCCCUCCACACAGACUAUAGAAGAUGUGGGAGCCAGACAAGACGGCUUACCUGAGGCAACGGCUGCUGCCGCAGGGGGGAGUGAGACGGUGGGACUAAUAAAUCAACCGUCGGUAGGCAUACGGCAAGCAUCCGUGCCUGCUUCGGGGCGCCAAUUGUCAAUGGCACCAUCGGAGCGGGCCCUACCUAAGCCGAGAAACGAUAUCUCGCAUAUACUGCCUCGGAGUAACGAUAACUCGCGAGUGCUUACCCAGCCGAGUAACGAUAACUCGCAAACCCCAGCGUCGUCUCAAUCGAGUAACGAAGACUCGCAGCCAGCUGUUACUGUACAGGGAGACAGGACCUUGUCGUCCAUACGGAGUGACGAUGCCCUCGGACCCCUAUCACCUGCUUAUCAGGAUUCUGUCCUUGGGAUUGACUCACCACCCGGUGGCGACCAGCAAGAAGACGACGCUCAACAAGGGCUAAGUUCAGGAGAAUGGCAACGAUAUCCAGAACUCCAACUUGAACUUGACAACCCAGUUCAUGAAGUGCAACAAGGAGCACUAGAUCAUCACCCUGAAAUGAAGAUUCGUGCUCCACAAGUCACACUAGACACGUCUGAUGAGAGCGAAGAAGAACUUGCACUAAUGAAUAUACCCGAAGAGAACAUCAUCCCAACACUCUUAACGGUAGCUGCAGAGGAAACAGAACCUUUUGAGCCAAAGAAUCUGCAUCAAGCGAAGAACGACACAAGCUGGCUCGAAUGGAAAAGGGCAAUGCUUGAAGAAGUGAACUCACUCAAGCAAAACAAAACGUGGGAGCUUGUUGAUCCCCCCAAAGACCGGCGAGUUCUCAGUGGAAAAUGGGUCUUCAAACUCAAACGAGGACCUCACGGCAAAGUACUCCGCCAUAAGAGCAGAUGGGUGGUGAGAGGCUUCACACAAGAAGACGGUAUUGACUAUGAUGAAACCUUUGCCUCGGUUGUCAAGCCAAUGAGCUACAAAGCCCUCUUCGCAAUCGGAGCGGCCCUAGACUUCGAGAUCGAGCAAGUGGAUGUCAAAACCGCAUUCUUGUACGGACAUAUAGACCACGAGAUCUACGUCGAACAGCCCCAUCGCAUGACGGAUGGCACUCCAAGGGUCUGCAAGCUUCGAAAAGCUCUCUAUGGAUUAAAGCAGGCUCCUCGCAUCUGGUACCAGACCCUCACGAACUUCCUGCGCAAUCUUGGCUUCGAGCCAAUCACCGCCGAUCUUGGUAUCUUCGUUCGGAGCAAUAUGUACAUCGCGGUAUAUGUUGAUGAUCUCCUGAUCGUGGGUCCGAGUAUCGCAGAGAUCAAGAAGAUCAAGCGGAGCCUAAGGAACCGUUUUCAGAUGACAGAUCUGGGCCCAUGCAGCUACUACCUUGGGAUAUCCAUCCAGCGGGACCGCCAAAACAGGAAACUGUCCCUCAGUCAAGAAGCAUACAUUGACAAGGUUGCUCAUCAAUUUGAUAUUGGCAACUGCGCUCCCAUCGGCACGCCGAUAGAAACCUCACCGCUUCCAGAGAACAGUCCAGACUAUACGUGCCCUCCAGAUCAGAGGACAUCUUACCAACGCAUGGUCGGAUCUCUGAUGUACAUUAUGCUUGGAACCAGGGGGGACAUCGCGUACGCAGUCUCUGUGGCGAGUAGGUCUCUGGCAAAUCCUGGGCCCCAACACAUAAAACUCGCUCAACGCAUCCUGCGGUACCUCAGAGGAACCAAGAGCCUCAGACUCGCGUACAAGGGUCAGCCUCAGAAACUGAAAGGCUUCACAGAUGCAGAUUGGGGAGGAUGUCGUGACACGAGCCGAUCAACAGCUGGGUAUCUCUUCAAUAUUGGAAGUGGGGCCAUCAGUUGGCAAUCGAAACGCCAGGGCAUCGUUGCCCUCUCAACGUGCGAAGCCGAAUUUCUAGGGCAGACACAAGCCACCAAAGAAGCAGUCUGGUUGAGAAGGCUUCUCAACGAAUUGAAUAUGAAUCAAGGAUUAAACGCCACGAUCAUCUGCGGGGAUAACCAAGGGGCCAUUGCUCUCUCCUCGAACCCACAAUACCACUCUCGCACAAAACAUAUGGAAAUCCAACGCAAGUGGCAGGGAGAGGUCCAAGACAACGGAACAGUGAAGCUCAAAUAUAUCCCAACCACAGAACAAAUUGCUGAUGGGUUCACCAAACCCCUUGCUCGGGAAAGAUUUGAGUGGUUUCGGAAAGGGCUUGGCGUUGAGUGA
This is a messenger RNA of Penicillium canescens, 5199 nucleotides long. RefSeq lists its product as uncharacterized. The record is from RefSeq and is a predicted model, not a curated record. Gene Ontology annotation, molecular function: nucleic acid binding. Gene Ontology annotation, biological process: DNA integration. The transcript has 3 exons. Bases 1 to 5199 code for a protein of 1732 amino acids. Lineage: Eukaryota; Fungi; Ascomycota; Eurotiomycetes; Eurotiales; Aspergillaceae.